GACCCGGACCAGAAGUACCAAACCGUAGAUAAGAGAAGUUGAACUUCGAAAUUGCGCGUCUGUUUCCGCUCUUUUUUUCGGCUCUUCAGUUUCUCCACGUUCAUGCUCCUUUAAGUCAAGUCUUCCUCCAUCUCUCUUCAUAUCGAAACCCACCAACACGACGAAGGAAUCCAUUUGAGAGAAGGCAACACAAGGCCAUAGAAUAUCAGAAAAUAGUAGAAAACAAUCUUCACUUGUUAAAUAUCAACUAGUUUCAAGAUAGUAAUUCACAACGAGGGAAAUACAAGAUUCCCUUGCUAGCAGAUUCAAAUUUCUACAUCCAGUUUUAGUAAUUAUUACAUGGAAACAGCCAAUGGUCCUUCAGUAGCCAGCAUUGGGAACAAAAGAAAGCCAAGAGUAAGAAACGCAAGAAAAUAUAAUGUGAAAGAUAUAUGUAAUUCAGCUUAUAAGGAGGCUGAGGGAGGUGGCUUGCCUAGCAGUGGUGAUUUGAAUAGAAGAGGUGAUGAAGCAGUUCUUUUAUCAGAUGUGGAUGAAACUAAACAUGCUUCACUUGCUAUUAAUGACAAAGAGAAUGCUCUGUCAGAAAGUUUGGCUUCCUUAUCAAUAAGAGCACCAGCUAGAAAUUUGAAGAAAAAACUUCUUAUUCUUGAUUUGAAUGGGGUUCUUAUAGACAUGAAGUUUAGGAGACCCUUUUGUCUUGGCUUCCUAAAGUUCUGCUUUGAGAGAUUUGAAGUGGGCAUUUGGUCUUCAAGAACUAAGAAGAAUAUUGAUAAAGUCAUUGAUUAUUUGAUGGGAGAUUUGAAGCACAAGCUGCUGUUUUGUUGGGAUGCAUCCCAUUGCACUGUGACACGAUUUAAAACCCUGGAAAACAAGCAUAAGCCCUUGGUUUUCAAGGACUUAAGGAGGAUCUGGGAAAAACACGACCCUGAACUUCCUUGGGAGAAAGGAUUUUAUAAUGAAUCAAAUACAUUGUUAGUAGAUGAUUCACCUUACAAAGCGCUGCUUAAUCCUGUAAAUACUGCAAUAUUCCCUUAUUCAUACCAGGGUCAGGACUUGAAGGAUAAUGCUUUAGGUGAUGGAGGUGAUCUUAGAGUUUAUUUGGAAGGAUUACUUGAAGCUGACAAUGUACAAAAGUUUGUAGAGCAAAACCCAUUUGGUCAAAAACCUAUAACUGAAAGAAGUCCAACUUGGGGCUUCUACCUGAAGGUUAUGAACACAAUGUAUCCAUACUGAGCCAUGAAAUAAUUUUUCUUAAUCUUAAUUUUGGAUAUGGUUUUGCUAGUUAAUUAUGAAGUUUACAUAAGCUUUCUAGAAGAGAGAGAGGGAGGGUGGAACAGCUGUUCAUCAACACUUCAAAUUGCUGUUCUGGUGCAUUCAUAAGGACUAGUGUUCGUUAGUUACUGCAAAUAUAUGCUGAUCAACGUUAAACUCGGUUUUUGGAGUUGAAAAAAUUUGAUUGACAUUGUGCAGACAUCAGUUCUUGAUAUCAUUCAUUUAGAGAAAACUUUAUCACAUGUAUUUUUCAUAAUAGCACCUCUCUGAUUCAUGUUAAAGAGCUUAUUGCAUUCUAAACCAAAUUCCAAUCCUUAUAAGAACUUCCAAGCAUGCAAGUCUUUUGUGGUGCUUGCAUGGAUAUUAUUGUAUUUGAAUUUUGCUUUUGAAUGGGAGAUAUCUGAUUUUCUUUUCA
This is a messenger RNA of Jatropha curcas, 1687 nucleotides long. Its product is annotated as putative FCP1 homology domain-containing protein C1271.03c. NCBI's taxonomy places the organism in Eukaryota, Viridiplantae, Streptophyta, Magnoliopsida, Malpighiales, Euphorbiaceae. The record is from RefSeq and is a predicted model, not a curated record.